Messenger RNA from Leguminivora glycinivorella, 1028 nucleotides. RefSeq lists its product as uncharacterized. The record is from RefSeq and is a predicted model, not a curated record. Gene Ontology annotation, molecular function: nucleic acid binding; zinc ion binding. The transcript is spliced from 2 exons. Bases 162 to 1016 code for a protein of 284 amino acids. NCBI's taxonomy places the organism in Eukaryota, Metazoa, Arthropoda, Insecta, Lepidoptera, Tortricidae.
GUAUGCGACUAACGUACGCUUGCAUGUGUGUGUGUGGCUGCGCCCACCACGAUACCUGUACGCCAAUAAACCAGUGCAUAACUAGCUACCGGUUGUUUCACUUGUGUCCACCUACGUAUCUAACAGUGGCGACGAAUACCCACAUUUAGGAAAAAAAAAACAUGUCUUCUGGAUUAUUUGGAAUUUUGACCAGUUUUGACCACAAUGAACAUGAGUGGAAGACUUACAAAAGCCGUCUGACACAGUGGUUUGUGGCAAACGACAUCACCGAUGUGACAGACGCAACCGGAACAAAGCGCAGAGCUAUAUUGCUAAGUGCACUCACGGAGGGUACGUACAGACUCGCUGCGGAUUUGGUUCUACCAAAGGAUGUACAAACGGUGCCCUACGACGAUAUCAUAACAAGUUUGGAUACUCAUUUCAACCCUAAGAGAGUAGGGUUCAGCGAGAGACACAAUUUCUACGCAGCGGUACAACGACAAGGCGAAACGCACUCACAGUGGGCCGCGAGACUUCGUGGCCUGACGUCGCUUUGUGCCUUCAAGAAUGUGGAGGAAACGCUGCUCGAUCGCUUUAUUAUGGGAAUGAGGGCUUGUUAUGAAAAAGAAAAGCUGUACGCUCAGGAUCUGACUGGCCUUACGCUUGGCAAAGCUGUGGAAUACGCCGAAAAUGUUGCCACCGCGCGCGCAGCUGCCACCGCUAGCGCGAGCGGAGCGGGCGCCGCCGCCGCCGCCGCGGGCGCCGCGACGCUGGACCCGCUAUUAAAGAUAUCGCGCAGUACUAGUGCCCAUAAGGGACAGGCCGCGGCUAAGUCUAGCCGUUUAGCGAAGCCUAAGUGUACCACAUGCGGAUAUACCAACCACAAGACCGCGGAGUGUCAGUACAGUGAUUAUGUGUGUAAGAAGUGUAACGUUAAAGGCCAUCUACGUAGGGUGUGUCCGUCAAAAGUGAACUACGUAGACAAUGGAGCCGACGACGAGGACUUCGGAGACGAUGUGCUCACAGGACAAUACUAAUGUAUCUAACCG